AUGUCGAAACCGUCAAUCAUUGGGAGUCCUCCGUCGGAUGCCGGUACAGUGGGUGCCUUGGAAUGGUGGUUUGAGCGUGGAAGUGAGGCCGACCUGAAGAUAUUUGAUAAUGCGAAGACGCUUGUUGAACAGACGCGUCGGUGGUUGCGCACAUACGGCAUUGAGUAUGGGGUAUACUCUAGAAAACGGGCGGAGCCGACAUGGAUCACGGUUGAGUUGAGCAAGCUCGCGGGCCGCGUGAAGAACAGGACCUUUAACAAGGUCGCACGAUAUUGGGUAAAAGCCGAGUGGCCGGAGCUUCUGAUAGCGGGCCAGAGUCACUGGCCAGGAAGGGGCCUCGAGAGUCGCGGAAAAAACCUUCAAGACGCGGAGGAACCAUUGAGUGGCCGUGGGGACAAUGACGAAGGAGGUCAGAAGGCAGGCGACGAAGACGAAACGGAUACGCUGGAGAAUCGCGUGGUGGAAUCGGCAAAGGAUGUGGUGAGAGCCAAGGCGGAGGAAUGUAGGAAGCGGCUCAAGAAGUGCGACUACUGUAGGUCUGCAACAAGGGCAGUGCGGGAGUGCGUGGUAGACCAAGAUAGCGGGACAUGCGGGACGUGCAGAAAAGCCGGCAAGGGAUGCUACUUCCAGGGCUACUCGCUUAAUGGGACACAGAACAAGAACGCAGCGACGCUCGUGACGCCCGAUGACGAUGCCUCUUCGACCGUUAAGAAGGGCAAAAGGAAAGCAGCGAGUGUCACCCAAGUGCUGGAGCAAGAACGUCCUGCCAAAACCACGGCUUCCGUUGUUGAGGAAACAACACUGGUUCAGCGCGAAACUCGAUCCCGUGCACUGCGACAACCGUCGGCCGCGAAAUUGAGCGAAACCGCUCUGGACACAGCGACCAAGACCAGGGGGGCGAAGAAUGGGAGACUGAUGGAUGAGCGUUCGGAGACCCCUGAGGAGGCGCCUCCUCGAAAGCGGGGAAGAUACGACGUCGAGAAGCCCUCCAACGCUACACAGAAGAGGCCUACGCGCGCGACGGCUGCCGCUCCCGCUACCAACGCCGACCGAAGGGCUUCUAGGCCGUCGAAUCCCGUAUCCGAUGGCCACAUCCAACGUGAACCCUCGCAGAGACCCUCAGACGCGGCGAGUAUUCACAAUGUCAACAUCGAUGGCGGAAACGAACGGCGGGGGGAACUCGAUGAUGCGUCGGAUAGCGCAGGCGAGGCCGCCGGUGACCAUCCGAUUAUAUUCAUUGGGAAGGUAAUCAAGCUCUGUGAAGCGGAGAGGGCGAAGGUCGCAAAGAAGAUGGAGAAGUUGCAGAAGCACCGUAUCUGGUUAGAUGCCCAGCUAAAGGCAAACAAGACACGUUUGCGAGAGCUGCAGCAGGCACAAAUGGCCGAGGCCGGGCCUAGUCACCAGCAGGGCUCCUCGCCGUGA
Molecule: messenger RNA, 1422 nt
Organism: Fomitopsis serialis
Lineage: Eukaryota; Fungi; Basidiomycota; Agaricomycetes; Polyporales; Fomitopsidaceae
Exons: 5
Coding region: 1-1422 (473 amino acids)
Source: RefSeq, a predicted model, not a curated record